AUGUGUUUUUUGUGCGUGCUUAUACUUAUAGACGUUGUCACAAUAACAACGAUGGCGAAAACAAUAACAAAAAAAACAAAAAAAGAAGCAAGCAAACAAUGUCGCAACAACGUUUUUAAAUAA
Messenger RNA from Trypanosoma brucei brucei TREU927, 123 nucleotides. RefSeq lists its product as hypothetical. Lineage: Eukaryota; Euglenozoa; Kinetoplastea; Trypanosomatida; Trypanosomatidae. The record is from RefSeq and is a predicted model, not a curated record. The coding region runs from base 1 to 123 and encodes 40 amino acids. The transcript has a single exon.